Haliotis rubra (blacklip abalone) is the source of this 1164-nucleotide messenger RNA. RefSeq lists its product as uncharacterized. The transcript has a single exon. The record is from RefSeq and is a predicted model, not a curated record. Lineage: Eukaryota; Metazoa; Mollusca; Gastropoda; Lepetellida; Haliotidae. The coding region runs from base 1 to 1164 and encodes 387 amino acids.
AUGGCUCCAAACACACAGCAGUACACCAACAGGCCUGGAAAACACACAAGAGUAUACCAACAGGCCUGGAAAACACACAGCAGUACACCAACAGGCCUGGAAAACACACAGCAAGACACCAACAGGCCUGGAAAACACACAGCAGUACACCAACAGGCCUGGAAAACACACAGCAGUACACCAACAGGCCUGGAAAACACACAGCAGUACACCAACAGGCCUGGAAAACACACAGCAAGACACCAACAGGCCUGGAAAACACACAGCAGUACACCAACAGGCCUGGAAAACACACAGCAACAGGCCUGGAAAAACACAGGCCUGGAAAACACACAGCAGUACACCAACAGGCCUGGAAAACACACAGCAGUACACCAACAGGCCUGGAAAACACACAGCAGUACACCAACAGGCCUGGAAAACACACAGCAGUACACCAACAGGCCUGGAAAACACACAGCAGUACACCAACAGGCCUGGAAAACACACAGCAGUACACCAACAGGCCUGGAAAACACACAGCAGUACACCAACAGGCCUGGAAAACACACAGCAGUACACCAACAGGCCUGGAAACACACAGCAGUACACCAACAGGCCUGUAAAACAAACAGCAGCACACCAACAGGCCUGGAAAACACACAGCAGUACACCAACAGGCCUGGAAAACACACACACAGCAGCACACCAACAGGCCUGGAAAACACAGCACCAACAGGCCUGUACAGCAGUACACCAACAGGCCUGGAAAACACACAGCAGGCCUGUAAAACACACAGCACCAACAGGCCUGGAAAACACAGCAGCACACACCAACAGGCCUGGACACCAACAGGCCUGGAAAACACACAGCAAAACACAGCAGUACACCAACAGGCCUGGAAAACACACAGCAGCACACCAACAGGCCUGGAAAACACACAGCAGUACACCAACAGGCCUGGAAAACACACAGCAGUACACCAACAGGCCUGGAAAACACACAGCAGUACACCAACAGGCCUGGAAAACACACAGCAGCACACCAACAGGCCUGGAAAACACACACACGCAGUACACCAACAGGCCUGGAAAACACACAGCAGUACACCAACAGGCCUGGAAAACACACAGGCAGGACACCAACAGGCCUGGAAACACACAGCAGUACACCAACAGGCCUGA